This is a messenger RNA of Pogona vitticeps (central bearded dragon), 2035 nucleotides long. RefSeq names its product homeobox C4 (gene HOXC4). The record is from RefSeq and is a predicted model, not a curated record. Gene Ontology annotation, cellular component: nucleoplasm; nucleus. Gene Ontology annotation, biological process: anterior/posterior pattern specification; positive regulation of transcription by RNA polymerase II; embryonic skeletal system morphogenesis. NCBI's taxonomy places the organism in Eukaryota, Metazoa, Chordata, Lepidosauria, Squamata, Agamidae. Gene Ontology annotation, molecular function: RNA polymerase II cis-regulatory region sequence-specific DNA binding; DNA-binding transcription factor activity, RNA polymerase II-specific.
GUUCCUAUCUCUCCCCCCUCCCCCUCCCCGCUACACACACUUUUCCUGAGUUUAAGGGGACCACACCAUCAUCAACAACAACAAGAACACACGCACCCUCGCACACCCACACAAAUUGGAUACAUUUUGAAUAAGCUUUUGGUUCCUUAUCCGGGGACUAGCUCGGCUGGCGUGAUUGGCGCAAAUAGUCACAUGGUGAAACUAACUUUACGGGGUCGCCAGCUAGUAGGAGGGUUUUAUGGAGCAGAAAAACGACAAAGCGAGAAAAAUUAUUUUCCACUCCAGAAAUUAAUGAUCAUGAGCUCGUAUUUGAUGGACUCUAACUACAUCGAUCCGAAAUUUCCUCCAUGCGAAGAAUAUUCGCAAAAUAAUUACAUCCCAGACCACAGUCCGGAAUAUUACAGCCGGACUAGGGAGUCCAGUUUUCAGCAUCAUCACCAGGAAUUGUACCCUCCACCUCCACCACCACCUCCUCCUCCUCCUCCUCCACAGCGACCUAGCUACCCCGAGCGGCAGUACAGCUGUGCCAGCCUUCAAGGUCCCGGCAACCCCCCAGCGCAUCCACGGGGCCAUGGACAACCACCGGGAGGCCACCAUCUCCCCGAGAAGCCACCGCAGCUCUGUGACCAAACGGCGCUCGCCAGCGCGGCCACCUCUCCGUCCCCAGCCCCUCCAGCUUGCAACCAGCAAAAUCCCGAGCACCCCAGCAGCACGGCCACUAAGCAGCCCAUAGUUUAUCCAUGGAUGAAAAAAAUCCACGUCAGUACUGUGAACCCCAAUUACAAUGGAGGCGAGCCCAAGCGAUCCAGGACUGCCUAUACCAGACAGCAGGUCUUGGAAUUGGAAAAAGAGUUCCACUACAACAGAUACCUGACGAGGCGGAGGCGCAUCGAAAUCGCCCACUCCUUGUGUCUCUCGGAGAGACAGAUCAAGAUCUGGUUUCAGAACCGGCGGAUGAAAUGGAAAAAAGACCACCGGCUGCCCAAUACCAAAGUGAGAUCCGCGGCUCCUAGCAAUCCUUCCACCAGCUCCAUGCCAGCGGCUUCCAACGCGGUGACCAGCGAAGAACACUCGCAAACCCCAUCUCAGGACCAACGAGCAGAGGAUAUUACAAGGUUAUAAACAAACCAGACAAAACAAAAACAAAAAAAGGAAAGAGAAAACAAACAGACACCCCUUCGUACAAAAAUUUGACUCUGAUUAUUUAUAGAAUCUAAUAUAUAUCUAUAUAUUUUGGUUCUUCUCUCUUUUCUCCCCCUUGUAGUUUUUCCCCUGCGUGUAUAUAUUAAAAGGAAAAAAAAUGAAAAGAAACAGAGAAGGAGGGAAAAAAAUCAUACACACAAAAGAAUGAGGUCUUUUUGCUAGGUCUCAGGCUUUAGGUGCAUGUGUUUAUAAGCAUGAGAGGCCAGGUGAAAUACCUGCUGGUUUGGUUCUGUUUUUUGUUUAAAGCGCCAUUUUCAGGGUUUUAUUUAUUUUUUAAAAAAGGAAGGGAUGGAAGGAUGGGUGGAUGUGUAUGUGUGUGUGUGUGUGCGCGCGCAAGAGAGAGAACGAGUAUGUUAGGGUGGGGAGCUAAAUGUUCUGUUUUAGAUGAAAAUGCGGGGCAUAUGCUAAUAAUUACACAGGCAAGGAAAGAAUGCAGUUAUUUUGCUCUGUGCGUUUACAAAUGGAGAACAAAAAAAAAAGGACCAUACAGGGCUUUUCCUUCCCUUUCUUUCUUUUUUGUAUAAAUGUGGGGAAAGGUUUUUUUUAAAAAAAAUGGGGGGAGGAGGAGACAGCACAGGAGCUAGUAGGAAAGCUGACAAACUUAUAGUUUAUUUCACUCUGUGAAACAAAAGAGAAAAGAGAGGAGGAGUGAACAAGAGGGAAAGUUGAAAAGUGUCAGUGGUUAGAUUUUUUUUGUCGUGGUUCUUGUGUUUUUUGUUUCUUUGUUUUUUGGACUGACAAUUUGACACGAUCAUUGUAAACUUGCAAUAAAAGAGUUUUAGUGUAUAUGUGAAAGUCCCCGUGUUCAAUAAAAAAACACAACAACAACAGU